Molecule: messenger RNA, 4243 nt
Organism: Balaenoptera ricei (Rice's whale)
Lineage: Eukaryota; Metazoa; Chordata; Mammalia; Artiodactyla; Balaenopteridae
Gene: SHB
Product: SH2 domain containing adaptor protein B
Exons: 7
Coding region: 258-1808 (516 amino acids)
Molecular function (GO): phosphotyrosine residue binding
Source: RefSeq, a predicted model, not a curated record
ACGCGCCCGCGAAGGGCACAAGAUCCGAAGCCCGGGAGGCGCGCGGAGGAGGCGGAGGGCGGUGCUGCAGCGGCCGGAGCCCGGGAGCGGCCGGCAGGAGGCGGCGGAGAGAACUUGAACUUGGCGUCGGGAGCGGGCGCCCCGGACGCCCCUCGCCGGGGCCGGGGCGCCGAGGGACCUGGGCGGCAGCACUGCCCCCCGAAUGGCCGCGGCGGCGGACCCGGCUCCCGCGCCGCGGCCCUAGGCGGCCUCUCGCCAUGGCCAAGUGGCUGAACAAGUACUUCAGCUUGGGCAACAGCAAGACCAAGAGCCCCCCGCAGCCGCCGCGGCCCGACUACCGCGAGCAGCGGCGCCGGGGCGAGCGGCCCUCGCAGCACCCCCAGGCCGUGCCGCAGGCCCCCUCGGCCACCUCGGCGUCCUGCGGUACGGCCGCCGCCUCCUGCUUCUCGGCCUCGUCGGGAUCGCUGCCCGACGACAGCGGCAGCACUAGCGACCUCAUCCGCGCCUACCGCGCACAGAAGGAGCGCGACUUUGAGGACCCUUACAACGGGCCCGGCUCGUCUCUGCGCAAACUGCGCGCCAUGUGCCGCCUGGACUACUGCGGCGGCGGGGAGCCAGGCGGGGGCCAGCGUGCCUUCUCGGCCUCGUCCGCGUCGGGCGCCGCGGGCUGCUGCUGUGCCUCCUCCGGCGUGGGCGCUGCCGCGUCUUCGUCCUCGUCCUCGGGCUCUCCGCACCUCUACCGCAGCAGCAGCGAGCGGCGGCCCGCCACGCCAGCCGAGGUGCGCUACAUCUCCCCCAAGCACCGCCUCAUUAAGGUGGAGAGUGCCGCGGGCGGUGCCGCAGAACACCCGGGGGGCUCCUGCUCAGGCGGCCGCACCUGGAGCCCGACGGCCUGCGGAAGCAAGAAACUGCUCAACAAGUGUGGCGCCUCGGCCGCGGAAGAGAGCGGUGCCGGCAAAAAGGACAAGGUGACCAUCGCUGAUGACUACUCGGAUCCCUUUGAUGCCCAGAAUGAUCUCAAAAGCAAAGCGGGAAAGGGGGAGAGUGCUGGCUACAUGGAGCCCUACGAGGCGCAGAGGAUCAUGACAGAAUUUCAGAGACAGGAAAGCGUCCGGUCCCAGCACAAAAGCAUCCAAUUAUACGAUACCCCUUACGAACCCGAGGGCCCAAGCAUGGACUUGGACUCAGAGAGCACAGUCAGCCCCCGACUGCGGGAGAGCAAGCUGCCCCAGGAUGACGACAGGCCCGCCGAUGAGUACGACCAGCCGUGGGAGUGGAACCGGGUCACCAUCCCAGCUCUGGCAGCCCAGUUUAACGGCAGUGAGAAACGGCAGUCAUCCCCCUCGCCUUCCCGGGACCGGCGGCGCCAGCUUCGAGCUCCCGGAGGGGGCUUCAAGCCCAUCAAACAUGGGAGCCCUGAGUUCUGUGGGAUUCUGGGAGAGAGAGUGGAUCCUGCUGUCCCACUGGAGAAGCAAAUAUGGUAUCAUGGAGCCAUCAGCAGAGGAGAUGCGGAGAACCUGCUGCGACUCUGCAAGGAGUGUAGCUACCUUGUCCGGAACAGCCAGACCAGCAGGCACGACUACUCCCUCUCCCUGAAGUCUGCACAGAGGCCGUUGGGGGCCGGAGCUGGUGCUGGAGUGAGAGGGUCUGGAGAAGCUGCUGCGCAGAGGGUAGAGGAAGCUGACCGACCAGCCGAGACUGGAGUGGAGGCAGAGGACUCCCACCCAGCCCAGUGUCUCCCCACCCCCUCCCAAGCACUCCUUUCACCAGCCAGAAGGUCAUCGGUGUCGAACCUGAAGCGACCGUAAAGGCCUGCCUGGUCCAGUCCCUUUGCUUCAUGGCUGGGGAGACUGAGACCCAGAGGGGAUUUGUGACUGACCAGCUCCCCAGCUGGCAGUUGACCACACUGACAAGAGAGAUGGCGACUGCUUCCCACUGUGGGGACCAGACAGAUCCCUGGACCAGCCUAAGCUGCCACCCACCUGCCCCUUCACCAAAAAACCCCUGCACCCGUGGCAAUCCAAGACGGCGCCUGCCUUCCUCACCUCCUCGCAUCCAAGUCCCCUCCAUGGCAGACGCCCCCACCCGUGAAGCAGUCUUGCAGAGGUCCUGCCUCAUGGCUUUUGAACACUGCCCUCAUCCCCUCCUUCUGCAGAACUCUCCCUCUUCCCCUCUCCAGCCUGACCUGACAGGGCAUCAGACCCUUGGCGCCCUCUCAGCCAUCAGCACACACGUUGGCCCCAGCACCAACCAUUGACCCCUGCUACACUCACUCUAGCCUCGGGGAAGCGAAAGGUUGAGCUUUUAGAAGUUGGGAAGAAAACAUCACCCUCUAACACAGUUUACUGUUUGGAAAGGCAAACAGUGGGGGAAAGGGAUGAAAAAUCUCAUUAAAAGUGUUCUUUAGGCACUUUGGACUAUGAAUGACUCUUUGCAAGUUCUAGUUUCAUGAGUUUUUGCAAAGGAAUCUGGACAAGAUGCGGGAAACAGGACUCCAAAGACCAGAGGGUUUGCCGCUGAGGGCCGGGGAGGCAGGGAGAACGCCAGGGCCUCCUCGUACACCGGGCAGGCUCUGCCUGCUCUGGGUGCCCCCCCGGGAUGGAGGCAGACAGAGUGGCCCUCCUGAGGCCUCAGCAGGGAUGCCCCUGCUCCUUUGAGAAGGGCCCAGCCCUGUUCUCUUUAAGCACUGAGAGCCCCAACUCCAGUGGGGGACAUGGCCCCAGGGAGCCCUCACGAAGGGGCCUUCAGCUUUCAAAUCCCCAAAGGCAAACUGCACAGCAUCCUUGCAAAUGCGUAGCCCAGAUUCUGACCUCAGGAGACAUUUCUGGGGUCUGACCUUUUUCCAUCAGGGUACCACUCAGCCCUGAUCACUCAGGAGCCUUCCUCAGCCCAUAAACUCUGCCCCUUCAGUGUCUUGUUAUUUAGUGGGCUCCAGUCUCCAGGAAUUCAUAGCCCAAGCGGGGAAGAAGUGGUAUUUACACGGGUAACUCAGAUACUCCUAGAACGUGUUUAAGGCUCCCCAAGGCAGAAAGUGCUCAGGGCUGUGAAAGAGGGAAGGAACCAGAAGAGGGGGUAUUUGAAGGCUGGGCAGAUCUUAGACCUGUGGACAGGGUAGAGAGGGCAGCCAGGCAGAGGGAAUGGCACAGAGGCAGGAAGUGCAGAGCUUGUGUAAGAACAACAGAUAACAUUGAUGGGAGCCAAGGAGAGGGGUGGCCCUAGUCAUCAGGCUGAGGAACUGGGGACUCUAACCUGUAGGGCAGGGAGCGUUCCUGAAGGUUUUGAGCAGCGUCGCAGUCAUGUCCCCAGAGCUGUAUUCUAGAACCAUUCAUGAACCAGGGUGUCAAAUGGAACACUACUCUGCCUCCGUCUCCCCGACGUGUCCACAGACAUGCCACUCGAGCUAGAACAGUCCAAGAGGUGGGCAGCACGUGGGUACGCGUCCCAAGGGGAGAUCCAGGGCGGCCCUUUUAAAGAUGUAGAGGGAAAAGCAUGGGCUCUGCAGCCAGAGAUACCUGGGUUCGAAUCCUAGCUCCAUCUCUUACCUGCUGUGUGGUUCUCGGCCAAUGACUUUACCUCCCUGAUCAUCACCUAGAAAGCCAUGUAGGCCACUCUCGUGAAGUUGUUGUAAUAAUUAACGCAGCUCAGCAGGUACAUGCCAGUCUCCGCUCCUCCUAGCUUUCCCGGAGCCUUUAGAAAUUGCCGUGGAGGCAGCAAGGUGGACAGGACUGCACCAGGUCAAGCGCCCUCGGGGUGCGUCUGGGCUAUAUCUGCUUCUGGAUGACACGGGCGAGUGUCUUCCCCCAUUCCAUAGAAAGAGGGUCUGGCAUUUGAUUCGUAAAUUUGCUUCCAGGUCCAAGACUCUACGGUCAGGACAAGGUGUCUUUCUGCUCAGUCCUAAGGAUGGUGGGAAGGCCCCACCUCCUUCUCCAGGUGGGAAGGAGGGGGCGGGACAAGAAAAUGCCUCCUGCUCUGAUUGCUAAACGAGGCCCAUCAGGUUCCUGCUUGGAGCUGGGGGUUUGUGCUGACCGCUGGGCAACCAGUCUUCACCCAACAGAUGCUUCCUGGGAGGGUGGUGAGUGUAGCAGGGCCAGAGGAGCUGAUGGGCUGCGUUCCAGGGGCGCUGGGGGCACAUUUCUGUUAGAGUUGUUUUUCUUUCUUCUCUCCCCUCGUUGAUUUAUAUAGUAGAGGAGAGAGUUUUCAAACAGUAGGCAUGUCUGGGUCUAGGCAGGCGGGCCAGUGAUUA